Messenger RNA from Phalaenopsis equestris, 4366 nucleotides. Its product is annotated as magnesium-chelatase subunit ChlH, chloroplastic. NCBI's taxonomy places the organism in Eukaryota, Viridiplantae, Streptophyta, Magnoliopsida, Asparagales, Orchidaceae. Gene Ontology annotation, biological process: chlorophyll biosynthetic process. Gene Ontology annotation, cellular component: chloroplast. Gene Ontology annotation, molecular function: magnesium chelatase activity. The record is from RefSeq and is a predicted model, not a curated record.
AAACCUCCCACCAAACAUAUCGAUCACCUCUCAAUUCCUUUCCUCUGCUUCUAUACAUCCCCCAAUCUUCCACAGUCCCUUUCUACAGCAAUGGCGUCCCUCGCCUUCACUCCCUUCACUCUCCACAUCUCCAAAACAGAACACUUCUCCCCCCUCUCCCACAUCAAAUCCUCCUCCCUUCCCCACCUAACCCAACCCCCACCAAGAAGCUGCUCAUGCACCGCCACCGUCGCCGGCAACGGCCUCUUCACCCAAACCAAGCCCGAAGUUCGCCGGAUACUUCCAGACCCCAACUCCGGCGAGGAUUUCCUGCGGCUUCCCCGGGUCAAAAUAGUCUACGUCGUGCUCGAAGCGCAGUACCAAUCCUCCCUCUCCUCCGCCGUCCGUUCCCUCAAUGCCUCCCGCCGCCACGCCUCCUACGAGAUCGUCGGCUACCUCGUCGAGGAGCUCCGCGACGAGACCACCUACCGCACGUUCUGCGACGACCUCGCCGCUGCCAACAUCUUCAUCGGCUCCCUCAUCUUUGUCGAGGAGCUGGCCCUCAAGGUGAAGGAGGCGGUGGAGAAGGAGCGGGACCGCAUGGACGCAGUCAUUGUCUUCCCGUCCAUGCCUGAAGUCAUGAGGCUCAACAAGCUCGGAUCCUUCAGCAUGUCUCAGCUGGGCCAGUCCAAGAGCCCCUUCUUCCAGCUCUUCAAGAGGAAGAAGCAGGGAGGGGGCGCAGGGUUCGCUGAGAGCAUGCUGAAGCUCGUCCGCACCCUCCCUAAGGUCCUCAAAUACCUGCCCAGCGACAAGGCGCAGGACGCCAGGCUCUACAUCCUCAGUCUCCAGUUCUGGCUUGGCGGCUCGCCAGAGAAUUUGGAGAAUUUCGUCAAGAUGAUCGCCGGCUCCUAUGUCCCGGAGCUCAGGAAGGUGAAGAUUCAAUACGCCGAUCCGGUGCUGUACCUUGACAGCGGAAUCUGGCAUCCGAUGGCUCCGGCGAUGUAUGACGAUGCGAAGGAGUACUUGAACUGGUAUGGAACGAGAAGGGAUCUUAAGGCCGAGGCGAGGGAUCCGAAAGCUCCGGUGAUCGCACUGGUGUUACAGAGGAGCCACAUCGUGACGGGAGACGAUGGGCAUUAUGUGGCGGUGAUAAUGGAGUUGGAGGCAAGGGGGGCGAGAGUGAUACCGAUAUUUGCAGGGGGGCUGGAUUUCUCGGGGCCGGUGGAGAGGUAUCUGAUAAAUCCGGUGAAUGGGAAGCCGUUUGUGCACGCGGUGGUUUCGUUGACGGGAUUCGCGCUGGUGGGAGGGCCGGCGAGGCAGGAUCAUCCGAAGGCGGUGGAGGCGUUGAGGAAGCUGGAUGUGCCGUAUAUGGUGGCGUUGCCGCUGGUGUUCCAGACGACGGAGGAGUGGCUUAAUAGCACCUUGGGUUUGCAUCCCAUUCAGGUUGCCUUGCAGGUGGCGUUGCCGGAGCUCGACGGAGGGAUGGAGCCGAUUGUGUUUUCCGGCAGAGAUGCCAGAACAGGGAAGUCACAUGCUUUGCAUAAGAGAGUGGAGCAGCUUUGUACGAGAGCUAUAAGAUGGGCGCAGCUCAAGAGCAAAUCAAAGGAAGAGAAGAAAAUCGCAAUCACGGUUUUCAGCUUUCCACCGGAUAAGGGGAACGUGGGCACCGCGGCUUAUCUCAACGUCUUCUCCUCCAUCUUCUCCGUUCUCAUCGACCUCAAGAAAGACGGAUACAACGUCGGCGAUCUCCCGGCCACCGCCGAAAACCUAAUUGAAAGCAUCAUCCACGACAAAGAGGCGAAGUACAGCAGCCCUAACCUCAACGUCGCCUACCGGAUGAGCGUCCGCGAGUACAAAUCCCUCACUCCCUACGCCGCCGCCUUAGAAGACAGCUGGGGAAAGCCCCCCGGAAACCUAAAUUCCGACGGCGAAAACCUCCUCGUCUACGGUAAGCAAUACGGCAACGUGUUCAUUGGCGUUCAACCUACUUUCGGCUACGAAGGAGACCCGAUGCGUCUUCUCUUCUCGAAAUCAGCCAGCCCUCACCAUGGCUUCGCGGCCUACUACUCCUUCGUGGAGAAGAUUUUUGGAGCCGACGCUGUGCUUCAUUUUGGCACUCAUGGAUCGCUGGAGUUCAUGCCGGGAAAGCAGGUGGGAAUGAGUGAUGUUUGUUAUCCUGAUAGCCUGAUUGGAAACAUACCUAAUAUAUAUUACUACGCCGCGAACAAUCCGUCGGAAGCCACUAUUGCUAAGCGAAGAAGCUACGCUAAUACGAUAAGCUACUUGACUCCGCCGGCGGAGAACGCCGGGCUUUAUAAGGGUUUGAAACAGCUGUCGGAGCUCAUCUCCUCUUACCAGUCCCUCAAGGACACUGGACGAGGAUCGCAGAUUGUUAAUUCAAUAAUCAGUACCGCCAAGCAGUGUAAUCUGGACAAGGAUGUGACAUUGCCGGAGGAAGGAGUAGAGCUCUUACCGAAAGAGAGAGAUCUUGUGGUCGGAAAGGUUUAUUCGAAGAUAAUGGAGAUCGAGUCUCGCUUGCUUCCUUGCGGGCUUCAUGUGAUCGGAGAGCCACCGUCGGCGAUUGAGGCGGUGGCCACGCUAGUCAAUAUAGCAGCGCUGGAUCGACCUGAAGACGAUAUAUUUUCCCUGCCGGGAAUUUUAGCAGAGACUGUAGGAAGAGAUAUUGAAGAUGUGUACAGGGGAAGCGAUAGAGGAAUCUUAGCUGAUGUCGAGCUUCUGAGACAGAUAACGGAGGCCUCGCGAGGAGCCAUUACUGCUUUCGUGGAAAAAACAACGAAUAAGAAAGGGCAAGUGGUUGAUGUGGCCGAGAAGCUUACCUCAAUGUUUGGAUUUGCUCUUGUUGAGCCAUGGAUUCAGUACUUAUCGAAGACAAAAUUCUUGAGAGCGGACAGGGAGAAGCUGAGGAAUCUGUUCCAGUUUCUAGGCGAGUGCUUGAAUCUUGUGGUAGCCGAUAAUGAAUUAGGAAGCUUGAAAAUGGCUUUAAAAGGAAGCUAUGUUGAGCCUGGGCCUGGUGGAGAUCCUAUAAGAAAUCCGAAGGUGUUGCCGACGGGAAAGAACAUUCACGCGCUGGAUCCGCAGGCGAUUCCCACGGCGGCGGCAAUGCAGAGCGCGAAAGUGGUGGUGGAUAGGCUGUUGGAGAGGCAGAAGGUUGACAAUGGCGGAAAGUAUCCGGAGACAAUCGCUCUGGUUUUGUGGGGGACGGAUAACAUCAAGACUUACGGAGAAUCCCUUGCUCAGGUGCUGUGGAUGAUCGGAGUACGACCGGUUUCUGACACUUUCGGCCGCGUAAAUCGAGUGGAACCAGUCAGCCUUGAAGAACUAGGCCGCCCUAGAAUCGAUGUAGUCGUCAAUUGCUCCGGCGUCUUCCGAGAUCUAUUCAUUAACCAGAUGAAUCUACUGGAUCGAGCAGUGAAAAUGGUGGCGGAAUUCGAUGAACCAACGGAGCAAAACUACAUUCGCAAGCACGCAAUGGAGCAGGCGGCGGAACUAGGGGUGCCAGUCCGAGAAGCAGCCACCCGUGUAUUCUCCAACGCAUCCGGCUCCUACUCCUCCAACAUCAACUUAGCAGUCGAGAACUCUUCCUGGAACGACGAGAACCAGCUUCAAGACAUGUAUCUAAGCCGCAAGUCCUUCGCCUUCGACUCCGACGCCCCCGGUGCGGGCAUGAUCGAGAAACGGAAGGUAUUCGAAAUGGCACUUCGCACAGCGGACGCCACAUUCCAAAACCUAGAUUCGUCGGAAAUCUCCUUAACCGAUGUCAGCCAUUACUUCGACUCCGAUCCGACGAAUCUUGUACAGUCACUUCGCCGCGACGGGAAGAAACCUAGCGCGUACAUCGCCGACACGACGACGGCGAACGCGCAGGUGAGGACGCUGGCGGAGACCGUAAGGCUCGAUGCGAGAAACCCGAAAUGGUAUGAGGGAAUGAUGGGGAGCGGGUAUGAAGGGGUGAGGGAGAUUGAGAAGCGGUUGACGAACACGGUGGGAUGGAGCGCGACGUCGGGACAGGUGGAUAACUGGGUUUACGAGGAGGCGAAUAGCACCUUCAUAAAGGACGAGGAGAUGCUGAAGAGGUUGAUGGAUACAAACCCUAACUCGUUCAGGAAGAUGGUGCAGACAUUCUUGGAGGCGAGCGGGAGAGGGUAUUGGGACACUUCCGAGGAGAAUUUGGAGAAGCUGAGGCAGCUAUAUAUGGAUGUGGAAGAUAAGAUUGAGGGGAUUGAGCGCUAAAAUAAGAUUUGAGGUGGACUGAUUUGCAUAUUUGAUUUAUGUUUUAUGAGGUAUGUGAGAUUUAUGAUUUGGUAAUUAUUGUUGUUUGGAAAAAUUAAUGAUGGUAGGAUAAUGUAAGGCUGCAAGGGUUUAUAUA